This is a messenger RNA of Silurus meridionalis, 2163 nucleotides long. RefSeq names its product cytochrome P450 1B1. Gene Ontology annotation, molecular function: monooxygenase activity; oxidoreductase activity, acting on paired donors, with incorporation or reduction of molecular oxygen; heme binding. The record is from RefSeq and is a predicted model, not a curated record. Lineage: Eukaryota; Metazoa; Chordata; Actinopteri; Siluriformes; Siluridae. The transcript has a single exon. Bases 291 to 1871 code for a protein of 526 amino acids.
ACUUUCAUUGACUAGACAUUAAAACACAAGGCAUAUUCAUUAAAUUGUUUUGAAUAUUAGCAAGAUUUGUCUAGUUUUGUUAGACUGGACCUUUUUACUUGGAAAGGGACGAAGAAGGAGAGAUUUCAUCCAUUGGGAUUUUUUGUUUGUUUGUUUGUUUGUUUUUACAUGUACCUUUUUUUUGAACUGACUGCUUUCCUAAACAAUCUACUGAGGAAUAAUGUUUUGAAACAUACAUUUGAUUUUCGGUUGUUCAAAUAAGUGUUGGAUCUUUACACUAGAGACAAGAGAUGGCAUUAUCAGAGAGUGAGUUUGGCAUGAAGGGAAGCAGCGUAAUAAAAGAAUGGAGUGGACAAGUCCAACCAGCCCUCAUUAUUUCCUUCAUUUUUCUCUUCUGCCUGGAGGCCUGUCUGUGGAUCCGCAACCUUGCUCUCAAGAAAAGGCUUCCAGGCCCUUUUGCAUGGCCGCUGGUUGGAAAUGCCAUGCAGCUAGGCCAAAUGCCGCACAUUACCUUCUCCAGACUUGCAAAGAAGUAUGGCAAUGUCUACCAGAUCCGACUGGGCUGCAAUGACAUUGUGGUGCUGAACGGAUACACAGCCAUACGACAAGCUCUUAUUCAACAUAGCACAGAGUUUGCAGGGAGACCAAACUUCAACUCUUUUCAAAUUAUAUCUGGGGGGAAAAGUAUGACAUUCAGCAGUUACAGUGAACAGUGGAAGGCACACCGAAGAGUAGCUCAAUCUACCUUAAGAGCUUUCUCAUCUGCAAACAGCCAGACCAAGAAGGCCUUUGAACAACACAUUGUGGCAGAGGCCAUGGAUAUGAUUCAGAACUUUCUCAGGCUGAGUGCAGAUAGAUGUUAUUUUAAUCCUUCACAUGAAUUUACAGUCGCUGCUGCUAACGUCAUUUGUGCGCUUUGCUUUGGAAAACGUUAUGGGCAUGAUGACCCUGAGUUCAGGACACUUCUGGGUAGGGUAGAUAAGUUUGGAGAGACAGUGGGUGCUGGGAGCUUAGUAGAUGUCAUGCCUUGGCUUCAGUCUUUCCCUAACCCAGUGCGAAGCGUUUACCAGAACUUUAAGACUAUCAAUAAGGAGUUCUUCGCUUAUGUGAAAGACAAAGUAGUGCAGCACAGAGACACAUAUGACCCGGAUGUAACUCGAGACAUGAGCGAUGCAAUCAUUGGUGUGAUUGAACAUGGAAAAAAUAACAUGUUGUCUAAAGAUUUUGUGGAGGGAACUGUGACAGAUCUCAUCGGAGCAGGACAGGACACUGUAUCAACAGUUAUGCAGUGGAUGUUGCUACUGUUAGUGAAGCAUCCAGCUAUGCAGACCAAGCUCCAGGAGCAGAUUGAUAAAGUGGUUGGCCGUGACAGACUGCCAUCAAUUGAGGACAAGAUCAACCUGGCCUACCUGGAAGCCUUCAUCUAUGAGACCAUGCGCUACACCAGCUUUGUGCCUGUCACUAUCCCCCACUCAACUACCACAGACGUCACCAUUGAGGGUUUCCACAUCCCCAAAGACACAGUGGUGUUCAUCAACCAGUGGUCGGUGAACCAUGACCCACAGAAGUGGCAGGACCCCCACAUCUUCAAUCCCUCAAGGUUUUUGGAUGAAAAUGGAGCCCUUAACAAGGACCUGACCAACAGUGUAAUGAUCUUCUCCACAGGUAAAAGAAGGUGUAUUGGUGACCAGAUUGCCAAGACAGAGAUCUUCUUGUUCUUAGCCAUUCUUUUGCAUCAGUGCACAUUCAAGAGCAACCCCUCACAGACUCUUACUAUGGACUGCUCAUACGGAUUAGCACUGAAGCCUGUCAAAUUUACAGUUGCUGCCAAUCUAAGAGGGAAACUCCUUGGCCUUGUGUCGCCAGCAUAAAUUAAAGAAUGACUUUGCAGCAAGUUUUAUGAAUCAAAACAAUGAAGGACUGAUACAUUUUCAAAUAUAUUCCACAUAAGAGUGAGUAUUAAUAAACAAACAUUAACCAUUAUUGUAUAUUUAAUAUUUAAAGAUCAUUCACACCUUUUUAGGCAAGGUGAAUUUUUAAUUAAUGAAAAAAAGGUCAUUAUAUUGUAUGAAACUAAGAAAGUUUAGAUGCCAUAGAUCCAAUCUGUAUAUUUUAUAUUAUGUAUUCAUCAUCCUGUCUAAACAUCAUAAGCUAAAUAAAUAA